This is a messenger RNA of Tilletiopsis washingtonensis, 3228 nucleotides long. RefSeq names its product Suf-domain-containing protein. Lineage: Eukaryota; Fungi; Basidiomycota; Exobasidiomycetes; Entylomatales. Gene Ontology annotation, molecular function: protein binding; mRNA binding. The coding region runs from base 140 to 3031 and encodes 963 amino acids. The transcript has 11 exons. Gene Ontology annotation, biological process: mRNA 3'-end processing. The record is from RefSeq and is a predicted model, not a curated record. Gene Ontology annotation, cellular component: nucleus.
CCAUCAUCCGCCCAGGCUCCCUGCGCCGUCACCCCUUCCACAAGCUAUCUCUCCGCCGCCGCAUCCUCUUCUGUGUGCUGCAUAUCACAUCCUGCCUUCUGCUCGCGUGUUGCGCCCGUUCGGACCCGCCUGAGCCAGCAUGGCCGAUGCCGCAUCGGCUCCCGCUGAGGUGCCUGCGUCUCAGCCGGUCGCAGAAUUCGCUCCUGCUCCGGAAGCAGCGCAGUCUGCUGGAGCUGAUGCAGCAAGCUCCUCGGCCGCAGCCAGUGCUGGCGACGUAGAUGCUACAGCUGCUGAGGCGCAGGAGCCCUCGGCCGUGGCCAGCGCAGAUGACGCUGCAGCCUCCUCCGUGGCACAGCCCGAGGAUGCCGAGACGAGCGCGCAGGCAGAGGCGUCUGGCAAUGCAGACGUGGACAUGUCUGUUGGAGCCGAGGCGCAGAACAUCGUGGCGGCCGUCAAGGCCGAGGACGCGGACGGCGACGACGAGCUGAACACGCCGCCGCCGCGCGAGGAGGAGCCGCCGCAGGCAUCGGCACCGCUCGCCGUGCCGGAAGGCAGCGCUGCGAAGCAGACACGGUCACCUUCGCCGGCGCAGACGGGCGUGAAGCCGAUUCCGACCGGCCCAAAAGCGGAGGACCCCGCAUCUCGCGGCAGCAACGCCGAGCAGCGCGUGCAGAAGAACGAGCGGGACGGCGAGGCGUGGCUCGGGCUCAUCGAGGACGCGACCGCGCGUAGAGACAUGGACGAGAUCCGAGAGCGCUACGAGGGCUUCCUGAAGGUAUUUCCCAAUGCGGCGCGGCAAUGGCACGCCUACAUCUCGCUCGAGAUGUCUCUGUCGCACUCCAACUUUCCGCGCGUCGAGGAGCUCUUCACGCGCUGCCUGCGGACGACGCCCAGCGUGGAGCUCUGGCGGCUGUACCUGUCGUACACACGCCGCGUCAACCCGCUGCCGCCCGCGGGUGGAAGCGGGUCUGAGGACGGCGAGAGCGAGCGGGACAAGGUGCGGGGGAUCAUCGAGGGCGCGUACGAAUUCGCACUGCGCUUCGUCGGGCAGAGCCGUGACUCGGGCGAGGUGUGGCGCGAGUACCUUGUGCUGCUGAAGGAGCGAGAGGCGACAUCCUCGUGGCAGCAGGGCCAGAAGAUGGAUGACAUCCGGCGAGCGUACCAGCGAGCCGUCGCGAUCCCGCUGGCCAGCGUCGAGAUGAUCUGGCGCGAGUACGACCAGUACGAGAACAGCCUGAACCGCAUCACCGCGAAGAAGUUCCUGGCCGAGCGCUCGCCGGCGUACAUGACUGCGCGCACGGCGCUGCGGGAGAUGCGCUCGUUGACGGACACGCUCUUCCGGCCACUGCUGCCCAAGGUGCCGACGUGGUGCGCAAGCCCGGCCGACGGUCCGCGCCCGGCAUACAGCAGCGAGCUCUCGCACCGCGAGCAGGCGCACGUCGAGGGCUGGAAGAACUACCUCGUGUGGGAGGAAAGCAACCCGCUGCAGCUCGAGGACCUGCCGACGCUGCACGGCCGUGUGCUCAUGGCGUACCGCAAGGCGACGAUGCACAUGCGCUUCUACCCUGAGCUCUGGUUCAUGGCAUCGCGCUACGCCGAGUCCGCCGGACGGGCCGAAGAGGCCAUCUCGUGGCUGAAGACGGGCAUGGAGGCGUGCCCCGGCAGCUUCCUGCUGCACUUUGCCUUUGCAGAGCAAGGCGAGGCCGCCGGCCAGACGACCGAGUGCGGCGCCAUGUUCACGAACCUGCUUACGUGGGUGCACGGACAGAUCGAGUCUCUGCAGGCACAGCUCGGCGAGAAGCUGCGCAAGAUCGACGAGGAGGGCGAGAAGGCACUCGCCGACGCUGCCGCCAAGCGCCGCGACGAGGGCGCUGCAGACGAGAACGUCGGAGGCGACGAGCGAGCCGAGACACGCAGGCAGGACGAGGGCCGUGCUGCGCGCAAGAAGCUCGAGGAGGAGGCGGUCAAGCCGAGCAUCGAGGAGCUCAAGGAGGCUGCGGCGCUGGUGUGGAUCAAGUACAUGCACUUUGUCCGGCGCACCGAGGGUCUGCGGCCCUGUCGUGCGAUCUUUGGUCGCGCUCGCAAGAGCCCGCACUGCACGUGGCAGGUGUACGAGGCCAAUGCGCUCAUGGAGUACCACUGCUCGAAGGAGGUCGGCGUCGCGACGCGCGUCUUCGAGGUGGCGCUCAAGGUGUUCGGCAGCGACGAGGCCUUCGUCGUGCGCUACCUCGACUUCCUCAUCAGCAUCAACGACGACAACAACGCACGAGCAUUGUUCGAGCGCACGGUCGGCACGUUCGAGCCCGAGCGCGCUCGUCCGCUGUGGGACCGCUGGUGCGACUACGAGUACAGCUUCGGCGACCGGGCGGCCAUUCAGCGCCUCGAGCAGCGGCUGAAGGAGGUGUACCCUGACGAGCCGCCGGUCAAGCGCUUCGUCGACCGCAACACGUACAUGGACCUCGACGUCAUCAGCACGCGCGACCUCGGCUUCCAGCCGCUGCUGGCCGGCGCGAGCGCAGCCGACCGGGCGGUCGCUGGCGCUGCCCGCGUCGCUCCUGAGCCAGAGGCACAGGCUGCCUCUGGCAAGCGCGAGAUGAACGGCGACGGCGAGCCAGCUGGCGCGAAGCGGGCACGCCUGGCAGAGCCGGCUGCCUCGACAUCCGACCCGCGUGGCCGAGGAGCAAGUCCGCAGGCCUCAGCCAGACCGCCUCCGCCCAUGCGGCCACAGCCUGGUCAGCCGAUGCAGGCCGGGCCGCCUCAGCCGUUCCAGCAACAGCAGCCUGUUGCGCCGCCGCAGCCGAACUACGUGAUGGUGCACGACGUGAUCCGCUUUUUCAUGAGCACGCUUCCCAGCGCCGCGUCCUUCGGCGAGCCGCGCGUGCAGGCAGACGACGUCAUGGAGUGCCUGCGGAACUCGGACCUUCCCAUCCCUGGCGGCGGCGGCGGCGGCCCAGGUAUGAUGGCGCCGUCUGCGCCUGCUGGCUGGGGCAUGCGAGGCCGCCGCGGCGGCAUGGGUCGAGGCCGACGCUAAUCAGCGACUGGGCGAUAGCCCGCGCGCACAAGAAUCUAUCGCAUUGCGGCGAUGUCGGGACUGAGUUGGCGAGGAGGCGCUUGUGGCGCGAAUGAUGGUAGUGUCGGGGCGGUUGCGAGACCUCGCUGUCGAACGGGGGCCUUGUCUUACGGCUUGCGUCGUUUGGGCUCCGGCGGACCGAGACGUGCGAGGAGAGA